Molecule: messenger RNA, 1994 nt
Organism: Cajanus cajan (pigeon pea)
Lineage: Eukaryota; Viridiplantae; Streptophyta; Magnoliopsida; Fabales; Fabaceae
Product: protein IQ-DOMAIN 5
Molecular function (GO): protein binding
Source: RefSeq, a predicted model, not a curated record
AGUUUUACCGACUCGUCUUACAUUACAUUACAUUCGUUAUCCAUUUUAUUCCACUGAAAAUCAUUGCGGAGUGAUAGAGAGCAAGCUUCACUUGGAAAUCUUCUGAAGAGACACGGAGUUUGCGUGGCUGAGAACUCGGCAUUGACUCAGUGAUGGUUCGAUGCAAUUUCGUGAAUUGUAGCUCAGUGACGAUUUCUCUUGCUAUGACUUUCAGGUUUGUGCUAGAUUGAGAUAAAUUUGCUCUGACUAUGGGUGUAUCUGGGAGGUGGAUUAAAGCAUUGGUUGGUCUAAAGAAAUCAGAAAAGCCAGCCUCUUCAGAGAAGGGUGGAAAUAAGGUUGGCAAGUUUCAUCAUCAGAGAAGGCAUGUUGUUGAACUUGAUAAUGGUAAACAUCCAACUGAAUUGGAGAAUGAUGCUACUCCACCUAUUGGAGAUGACAACGGCCAUGCAAACCUUGACACCCAUGAUUCAUCUUGUUCUUCACAACAAGCACACGAUGCUUCAGAUAAUCAACAAAUGAGAGAAGAAUGGGCUGCAAUAUGCAUUCAAACAGCAUUUCGAGGAUUUCUGGCCAGAAGAGCACUACGGGCUUUGAAAGGUGUGGUAAGGCUUCAGGCUCUGGUGAGAGGCCAUGCAGUGAGAAAACAAGCUGCAAUAACACUCCGUUGUAUGCAAGCUUUGGUGAGGGUCCAAGCCCGUGUUCGGGCAAGGCGUGUUUGCAUGUCAUUGGAAACUCAAUCAACACAACAGAAACUUCAGCAAAACCUUGCAAAUGAAGCUCGAGUUCGAGAAAUAGAAGAAGGAUGGUGUGAUAGUGUAGGAUCUGUUGAAGAAAUUCAGGCUAAAAUAUUGAAGAGACAGGAGGCUGCAGCAAAACGUGAGAGAGCCAUGGCAUAUGCUCUAUCUCAUCAGUGGCAGGCAGGAUCAAGACAGCAGACUGUUUCCUCUGGAUUUGAACCAGAUAAAAAUAGCUGGGGUUGGAAUUGGUUGGAAAGAUGGAUGGCUGUCCGUCCAUGGGAGAAUCGCUUCGUUGACAUUAAUAUGAAGGAUGGAGUAACGGUACAUGAAAAUGGAGCUAAGGAUGAUAUAAAUGGAACCACACCUCAGUUGGGCUCUGCUAACAGGAAACCGUCCUCAUCAAACACUCAUCUAAACCCGACAAGUCAGGGAAUGGGUCCCACUAUUUCUGAUGGCUGUGAUUCUUCACCUAGUAGGUCUGCAGGUUUGCUAGAGUCAUCAAACACACAGCCUGUUAAGCCAACUUCUAAGGCAAAUGGCGAAAAUACUGUUGAAGAAGUUAACUCAAAACCUAGAAAUGGGUCAAGAUCUCAAAGUAAUCCAAAGGAGAGAACAUCACAGGCAGAUAAGCAGGGCAAAAAACGAUUAUCUCUGCCUAACAAUGGGGGUGGUGCUGGAUCUCAAACAGUCAGACACCCUAUUAGCACCAAUGUGAAAGGGACGCUAAGCACGCAAAAGUCUAGUAGAGAUAAACCUAAGCUCAAUGGAAGAAGGGAUGCGAAUACAAAAUCAGUUCCAUAGUUCAAUGGAAGAAAUGAUGUGAACAUAAACACACGGAUAUAUAGUUUGGAGAAUCUCAAAUAAGGGAAAUCACUAUAUUCUCCAUUGAUAUAUGGCCAUUUGUUGUUCCUUGCAUAUAAUGUGAAGCGGUGAGGGCUUUGUACUUGGUUCAUCCACGAAGAUGGUGAUGUGGUUUUACAGUUUUGAGAUUGGCUUGGGUUGUGAUGGGAAUAAGAUUUGUCUGGUUGAUACAAGUUUGUUUUAUUUAUGCAUUAUUUGUUGUGGUCUCUGGUCAGAAUGUCAAUUAUGUGAUAACGUGAUGUAUUUAUAUCCAAAUGUACACCUUUCAGUGUGCGAUUGCCUCCCGAGGCAUUGUAUUGUGUUGCCAGCUGUUCUUUAGUGAGUAUACUUUUCCUACACAUACACACUUCUGCGUAGAUUUGAUUAUUUGAUCAUAAUUGGUUAUGCCUUAUUUUC